AUGCACCGGACGGUGAGUGUUUGUGUGGUAAUCGUGUUGCUGGUGUCGACGGUACAACUAACCGAUGGGGACAUUCCGGUAGAUGAAACCGAACACGAACAGCUACUUGCGGUAGUGCCCUGCAUUAGGCGGCUAUGCGAGAAGUACUUUCGGUCGGAACGCGCCAUGAAGGGUUCGCUGGCGAUCAUCAACAUCAAACCGGACGCGUCCACUUUCCAGCAGCACAUACUGCGCUCGUUCAACGAAGAUCCACGCCACGAGCUGGGCGUGAUGGUGAAGGAUGCGGCCCGCCCGCACUGGAACGCAUCGCACGUGACGGAGAAGGCAAAGAACUAUCUGAUGCUGAUAGCGGACUCGUCCGCACUGGCUGCCCCGAUACGGCAGCUGCGCCGUCUACCAACGUGGAACCCGCUCGCCCAGGUAGUGGUAGUGUUCACGGCCGAGUUGACACCGCUCGUGUUCGAAAUCGAGGUACGCAACGUGCUGCAGGAACUGUUCGACAAUUCCAUGCUGAACGUGAACGUGAUGGUGCAGCGGUACAACACCACCGUGCUGGAGGUGUGGACCUGGUUCCCGUACGAGAGUGGUGGCUGUGCGGACAAUAUCGACCGGUUGCGGCUGGUAGACGAGUGUGAGUACAUCUUCCAGGAGGCGGAACCGGAGCGCAACGUACGGGCCGCGUGGGUGUACCGCGAGCGCCAUUACUUCUCCGACUAUGGGCCGAAGAUACCGAAGUACUACCACUACUGUCCGCUCAAGGUGUCAACCAGCAUCUGGGAACCGUUUGUCGUGGGCAAUGCUAGCCACAUCGAGAAAGGGCUCGAGGUGCUGAUGCUCGAUGCCAUUACGGCCCGGAUGCGGUUGGUACCGGUAUUUAGCGUAAUCGAAUCGGCACUUACCACGGCCCGCAUCACCGCCGACAAUCAGACGGGUUUGUAUGCGGAUGUGUUGCAGCGGCGCACCGAUCUGAUGGUUGGCGGUUUGCACGAGAACCCGAUCAGUCGAAAGCUGCUGUCCGCUACCAUACCGUACUAUCAGGACGAUUUGACAUGGUGCGUGCCAACGGCACGGCACGCACCAAAAUGGCUGAACGUGUUUAUCAUCUUCAACGUGUGGACGUGGUUGAUCGCGAUCGGGAUCAUCUUUGCAGCGGCCGCAUUGCUGUAUCGCUUCAAUUAUGUCGAACGGUUGUAUCGUGUCAAUUAUACGUGGAUGUUGCUCCAGUCGCUUGCAUUCUCGCUGAGCGUGUACGCACAUUAUUGGCCACGGCGCGUCUCCAUACGGCUGUUCCUGAUCGGGUACAUGUUUUACGGUUUGCACUGGAACGCAGCCUACCACAGCUUCCUCAUCUCGGUACUGACGCGCCCACGGUACGAGCCCCAAAUCUCCACCAUCCAGCAAGCGAUCGACGCGGGGUUUGUAUUUGUUGGGGCCGAAAACACCCUUGGCCACUUUGACAAACCGGAUGCAAAUUCGCGCCACAUUGCGGCACACUAUCGGGUGUGCAAAAAUCUGGACGAAUGUUUGGGCCGGUUGCGGCUCGAACGGACGAUCGCGAUCGCGAUGAGCCGGGCCCAUUCGAGCAAUAGUCGUGCGAUCGGCGAGGCCGAACUGUACUGCUUUCCGAAGGCCGAAAACAUCUACACCUACUCGGUGAGCAUGCUGGCGAAGAAGGACUUCCAUCUGUUGCCGAAAAUUAACGAGCUUAUCCGGCGGAUUAGUGAAUCGGGGCUGCUGGGCAAAUGGCAGAAGGAGAGCGAAAAGAUCCGCAUCGAUCAGGAGGAGGAGGAUGGAACCGGUGGCGGUGGUGGGGGUGGUGAGAAGAGUGGAGAAGGACAGACCAUUUUACGGUUGGAUCAUAUUGAGGGUGCAUUUUAUUUGGGCGCUGCGGGGCUAAUUCUCGCACUGAUUGCUUUCAUCGGUGAGGUGUUGUACUAUCGGGCCAAGCGGCGCUAUCGAUGGCGAGACAAUCUGCUCGAUCGGUACCUUCUGUGAGGAGGGUGAAGCGAGCAGAGGAAUGCAAAAAAAAGGAACUUGGUUUAGGCGCGUGCCAUGUGAAAGGAAGUUAGUGACCUUGUGCGAUCGAACGAAUGCUUGUGCGCGGCCGCUCGUACCACUUGUACAGGAACUUGUAGCCAAGAUAUGGUGCUUUGGUUUUUGUUGAUACCUCCUUCAAGAGGGGGCCUAGUGUGCGCGCCUUCGCCAAUGUGUAUGUUUAAUUUUUUGUUACUACUAUACGGACGAACGUUGCUGUUCCGUUUGCGAGCCGCCCGUGUAUUGUUCGUCAAAAGUACGUCGCGUACAUUCCAAUGCGCGGUAAUCCCCUGCAAGAAGGGGCAACUUAGGAAAGAAGGUCCAAUAUGAUUGUGGGCUUCAUGCCGAAACCAUCAAACGUUAAACUGUUUUUGAUCCAUUUGUACGCACAAAUACUUACGUUGCUCGUGGAACGCCGUAGGAACGCGUUGUCAACGGUUGAAGCAUUUGGAGUGGCUCUGCGAAUAGUAAUUAGUGUCCAGCUCGAUUUCCGGCCGGACUUAGGGUGGAAAAUGCGGAACGCAAAUUCCGCUCGAUAAGCACGCCGCAAGUAACAAAACGAGCAUUCAUGUUUUUGGUUGGCGAACAAACGGCGCCGAGGGCCACACGUGGGAGAAGGACCUGUUGUUUAAGGUGCGGAAAAUCUCUACCAUACGCCCACCGACGCCAUUCAGUAUUGGAGGGGGGUGGCUCGUAACAAUCGGUUGUAGGAAAUCUUUUUGCAAAGUACUAUCCAAAUGCUCACCGCUAGUACUACAUAUGAAUUAUUCAGUGUGCUCCGUUGCCCUUCGGCGGAAGUGAGAGAAGAGAAGGUUUCGAAUGAACAGCUUUUUUUUUGUUUACAGGUGUCAGCAAGGGUUAGCUUUUUGGAGCAUAAAUUUGUCCAUUUGAAGGUAACACUGUUUAAAUGGAUUAUGCGGAUUAAUGGAAUAGUACCGGGGAAAAAAGGUAUUUAGGUUUAAAUUUAUAU
Molecule: messenger RNA, 3004 nt
Organism: Anopheles funestus (African malaria mosquito)
Lineage: Eukaryota; Metazoa; Arthropoda; Insecta; Diptera; Culicidae
Gene: Ir87a
Exons: 1
Coding region: 1-1995 (664 amino acids)
Source: RefSeq, a predicted model, not a curated record